Molecule: messenger RNA, 906 nt
Organism: Macrosiphum euphorbiae (potato aphid)
Lineage: Eukaryota; Metazoa; Arthropoda; Insecta; Hemiptera; Aphididae
Source: the annotation of a GenBank genome assembly
AUGGCUGAUUUUGUAAUUUGUGGCUGCGAAUAUCGUCGAACGGAAAUUCAACAUUCAACCGAUACUGCAGCAGCUACGGCAGCUAUCGUCACCGGUGCACCGUCGUCACGUCGAGUCGAACGGACGCCCGAGAUCGCCGUCACCAUGACCGUCACCGCCAAAGGAGUUCCUCGUUACCACCACCGGUCUUCUUCGUUCAAGUUAUUGCGUAUAGUUUAUGUACUAUCCAUAUGCAAGUAUACGUGGGCUGAACUUUGUGGUGGAAAUGGUGAAUCGCUGAAAUACUUGCGGGGUGACGCGCUCACCGAUAAUUUGGAUUGCAUCGGCCCCAAUGGUAAACCUUAUCCUGAGUCGAUAGUAGCCGGCACUUAUAGACGCACCCACAACUGGGGAUCAUCAAGGACAGGACGCGACGCUUUUAACGCAGGCUCGAAACCCAGUCCCGAAACGGUACGAGAAACACUACUAAAAACCUAUAAAAUUAAUAAUCACAAUGAAGAUUACACGAUCAGUAGAACUGCCCGAGAAUAUGGAUCAACACCAGCAGCCAAUCGUGAACUAUGUCAAACACCAAACAGACUGUGCCGCACCAGAUACAAUACGACUGCGCCUAUGUACGGUGUGUCAUUGACGUCUGGCCAACCUGUGACUAUCGUUCAAAAAUUCCCAGAUCUGUUACAACAAGUCGUUUACGAAGUUUGCGAAUCAAACGAGUGCGACAUGGUCAGAGGAGAGUGUACGCAAACUUACGUACCAUACUUGUUCCUGGUAAUACCUUUGGGACCGGUGACACUGACCGGCCAGGAUUACGUGCUCGUGGAAAGUGGAUGCGUAUGCAAACCAAAGGGCUCCAGGUCCACUGCACACGAAUUGGUGUCUACUAUUCCGGCAAUGCCUCGUCCUUAG